AUGCUAGGGAGCUCCAUUGGGCUCUUCGGUGGCUUCGUCCUAUCUCUAUCGUGGUUAUGGCACAUCUGCUUUCCUCAAAGAGAAAGAUCAGAAGCACUCAGAAAGCAACGCAUAAUCUACGCGACCUAUUUAAGCGCACCCACCGAUAACAAAGAUGACUUCGUCUCGGAAUUCCACAAUACCAGCGAUCCAUAUUUUGACGCGGCUCGAAUCCUCACAUACCAGCUCCUCCACGCGCCCGAGACACGGACCAGGUUGGGAAUUCCGUUUGUCGUCUUUGUUCAUCAAAAUGUCGAUCAAGGGAAGAGAAAUCGUUUGCAAUCCGACGGUGCCCAAGUAAUCGAGUGGUCCGAUUUCCGAGUCGACUGGUUUCGACCGGCAGAACCCCGAUGGGUCGAUGCCUUGACAAAAUUGCGGCUGUGGGAGAUGAUCGAGUACGACCUGAUAGUGUUCUUAGACGGGGAUUCCAUUCUGACGAGAUGUCUCGACGGGCUAGUCAGCGCCCCAUCAAAAUGGCUCAAAACAUCCACACAAACCUCAGUAUCCUUCAACGGGGUUGAAAUACCUCUGCCAGAGACUUACAUUGCUGCUGGAUUGCCGCAGCUAAGGAUGAAUCACUCAUCGCAUCCCUCGCGUGUCCCAGAGGACUUCUGGGACUGGGACACCUUGAAUGCAGGCUUUAUGAUCUUGCAGCCAUCACUCAAGAUGUUCCACUACUUCCAGGCGUUGCUUGCCGUCAGAAAUAGCUUUGAUACCAGCAUAGCCGACCAGAGUGUCUUGAACUUUGCCCUUGCUCGUGGUGGCCCUACUCCGUGGACUACGGUGGACUUCUCGCUGAACAUUCAAUGGCCAUGGCCGGAGGAUAUCAAGGCGGGCUAUGCUGUUCUUCACGAAAAGUGGUGGGCACCUGUGCAUUGGGAAUCUAGGGACUAUCUGCUCUCUUGGUAUUGGCGAAUGAUGGGCUACUAUUCUGCUUCAGGCCGAUGA
This is a messenger RNA of Penicillium coprophilum, 987 nucleotides long. RefSeq lists its product as uncharacterized. Lineage: Eukaryota; Fungi; Ascomycota; Eurotiomycetes; Eurotiales; Aspergillaceae. The record is from RefSeq and is a predicted model, not a curated record. Bases 1 to 987 code for a protein of 328 amino acids. Gene Ontology annotation, molecular function: glycosyltransferase activity. The transcript has a single exon. Gene Ontology annotation, biological process: protein N-linked glycosylation.